AUGCUCAUCGAAGAAUCAUACAAGGAUGUGCCGACCAAGGCCGCGGGCGAGGGUUCAAUGCUAACCGGCCCCGUCGCCCGCUUUGCCCGCCAGAUCGCCGGCCAAGGCUACAUCGUCGCCGCCCCCUCGUCCUACCACGAAUUCACCGGUCCCGAGCCGCUGGCCUACGACGGGCCCGGCACCGACGCGGGGAACGAGUGGAAAAUCACCAAGAAGGUGGCCGCGUACGACGAGGACGCGCAGCUGGCUGUGUCGCUGUUGCUGGGGCUCAAGACGUGCAACGGCAAGGUCGGCGCCACGGGCAUGUGUCUCGGCGGACACCUGGCGUACCGCUGUGCCUUGGACCCGCGGGUCAAGGCCGCGCUGUGUUUCUUCGCCACCGACAUCCACAGCCACAGCCUCGGGGAAGGGAAGAACGACGACUCCCUGAAGCGGGCGGGCGACAUCAAGGGCGAACUGGUCAUGAUCUUUGGCAAGAGCGACAACCACGUCCCGCCCGAGGGCCGGGACUUGAUCCGCAAGACCCUCCACGAGAAAGGCGUCGAGUUCUCCUUCUACGAGGUGUGUGGCGCACAGCACGCCUUUGUGCGCGACGAGUUGAGCAAAGGCCGUUACGACCCGGCUAUCACGAAAGUCUGCUUUGAGAUGCUGCUCGAGCUGUUUGGCCGAAAGCUCAAGAUCGACCUGGGCGAGCCGAGCGGCGAGAAGCUGGUCAUUGAAGACGUGUGCUGA
This is a messenger RNA of Fonsecaea erecta, 732 nucleotides long. Its product is annotated as carboxymethylenebutenolidase. The record is from RefSeq and is a predicted model, not a curated record. Gene Ontology annotation, molecular function: hydrolase activity. The transcript has 2 exons. Bases 1 to 732 code for a protein of 243 amino acids. Lineage: Eukaryota; Fungi; Ascomycota; Eurotiomycetes; Chaetothyriales; Herpotrichiellaceae.